This is a messenger RNA of Mycena indigotica, 1065 nucleotides long. RefSeq lists its product as uncharacterized. The transcript has 5 exons. The record is from RefSeq and is a predicted model, not a curated record. Lineage: Eukaryota; Fungi; Basidiomycota; Agaricomycetes; Agaricales; Mycenaceae. The coding region runs from base 1 to 1065 and encodes 354 amino acids.
AUGCCUUCUCUCUCUGUCGCUAGAAGCUCUGUCGCCGCCUUCCAGCCGGGCUAUGUUCCCGUUGCCGUCUUCGUGGGGGGGACAUCGGGCGUCGGGCAGGCCAUGGCGGAGGCUCUCGUGCUCCAACUCAAAGGCCGCGUCCACAUCGUACUCAUUGGGCGGAAUGAGGGCGCCGCGAGGAGGAUUCUGGACGGGUUUCCGAAGCCAACUACGGGAGACGGCUGGAAGCACGAGUUUGUGCGAUGCAAUGUGGAGAGCAUGAAGAGCGCAAGGGCGGUGUGCCACGAGCUCAAGGGGAGAUUGGCUGCCCUCAACUUCUUGGUUGUCACUGCUGGGGGGCCAAGGGCAAACUCGCUCACCGAGGCAGGUGUUACGGAGGAGGGUCUGGACGACCAUUUGGCAACGAGAUAUUUUGCUCGCUACUUAUUCACGAAGGAGCUACUCCCUCUUCUCAAAACCGCCGAGGCCACGGGUCAGCACGCCCAUGUUAUGACGGUGCUCGGGGCUGGCUUCGGCUUCGGGAUUGCGCGGGACGAUCUCAUGCUUGACCAAGCUCGGAAAGCGUCCUGGGCCUUCUUGCAUGGUCUCACCAUAAAAAUUGCCGCGAUGAAAGCUAUGAUGCGCGGGGUGACCUACAACGACGGCCUCGUUGCACACUUCGCCUCCGCCAACCCAUCCAUCGCGUUCACGCACAUCAUGCCGGGCCAAGUGUGGACGGAGGGGGCACAGUAUGUCGACCUCGGCUGGGCGCUUUACCCGCUCGCCGUGCUCCUCAACGGCCUGCGCCGGACACUCAUGGUGAUUCCCCAGGAGGACUGCGCGCAAUACAUGCUGCACGCCCUGCUCUCUCCCGAGAACGAUCGCGGAGGGGUGUUCAUUCGCGGCGACCACGGGGACGUCAUCGGCGCGCACGUUUUCCCGCCACACGUCCACAAUACAUGGGCGGAGGGAGAUUCACGGACAGGUUAUCUUCAUGGCGUGAGGAUCAAGGGGUAUGGCGGAGCGGACGCGACGGUGGUCAAGCUUAUUCGUUGGACAGAAGAGGUGCUGUCGGGGAUUGAAUGA